Venturia canescens is the source of this 5075-nucleotide messenger RNA. RefSeq names its product G-protein coupled receptor dmsr-1. Gene Ontology annotation, cellular component: plasma membrane. The transcript has 5 exons. Gene Ontology annotation, molecular function: G protein-coupled peptide receptor activity. The record is from RefSeq and is a predicted model, not a curated record. NCBI's taxonomy places the organism in Eukaryota, Metazoa, Arthropoda, Insecta, Hymenoptera, Ichneumonidae. Bases 1476 to 2741 code for a protein of 421 amino acids. Gene Ontology annotation, biological process: G protein-coupled receptor signaling pathway.
UUGAGCUGCGCGUUUUCGAAACGUUUCAACCCCCUUACCUGUUGCCUCAUGGAGCUAUGAAGUGACAUUUUCAAAAUUUAGUGAAAGUAAAAAAGAAAUACAAGAACUUGCACUAUAUUCAUGGAACUUUGGAGGUGGGAAUAGCACACGUUCGCCAAAGCUGUCUUCGGGGGAAAUACGAGCGCGAAGUUAUUGGAAAACGGAGCCGGUCAACGGACUUGAAAAAUAUGUGCUUCGAACAGUCUUAUUAAAGAGGAACUUCUUAUUCUUUUGUGGCUCGACCAGUAGAGCCUUGUUAUAUAGCUGCGUUAUUCGACCGGGGCUGAUAAAAUUGGGUGUCUUGAUUGUCUAAUCGAAGUAACAACAACUUAGUUCAAUACCCCGGAUACUCCAAGUGUAACUGUUUAUGUGAAUAAUAGCGGUUUCGUUUAUUGUGGAUCCAAAGCAGAACAGUGCAGUAGGAUAUUGUGCAAACAGGAUGAUGGGAUCGUCCGGGAAGAGCCUUUAAACUGGUUUGGUGCGGUCGGAUGCCCCGAAAUUCAGGUGGGAAUUCACGAGAGUAAUUCGAAUCGCGUCCCUAAUUAUCCGAAGGUGAUAGAAAUUGUGGUGCGGACAACGCAUGAUGGGCACCGUCAAGUUUGCAGUGGAGGGUGAUUGUCUUUCGACGAUAGCGAUGUAAAACAAAUGAGUCAGCUGAGCGGCAAGACGAGCGACGGUUUCGAAGAGAAGCACCCGCAGUAGAACGAUUAUUUUCGCUGAUGGAACAUGAGAAUUGUAAUUGCAGCUCUAUAGUCCAAAUGAAGGAUUCCCACAUCCAGAAUGAAUAAAAAUGUUUCUGAAAACUGAAGCAUCAAUAAGGCCGCUAUCCCAGGAUCUCAGUUCGAAAAGUCUCAUCGACUUUUAUACAGUCUCGGAGAAUAGCGAAGCGGAAAUGAAUAACGUCAUUUACGAAACGGGUGAUGGGGGUUAAGGAUUUGUUAGAUGACAGUCCGUUCGAUGUUUCUUCGCUAGAACGACGAGACGAGCGCCACUUCCAAGGAUCCCCGAAAGAAAAAGAUAAAACGAGAAACUUGAGGCUGUAGCCUCAAGAGCGGAUCCUUUUUCCCAGCAUCAGUCUACAGAAAGAGCGAUCCUCCCAAAGGGAGCUCUAUCCUUUAGAAAAGCCAGCAAACAACGCCCGGAGCAGCCAUUUUGUCCUCUUCCUUGAAAGAGGUAUAAUUAUUAUACACUUGGUUCGGUGAAAGACGCAGUUACAUUUUUCGGAGCGAGAAAGGAAAGUUAGUUAUAUUUCGUUCCAGUGAAAAUCUAACGCUGGCACUCUAUCAACUCGCGACUCAGUUUUUACUACCUCGACAACUCCACUCGAAGUCUAUAUUUUCUGGAAGUUCUUCCAACUUGCUAUCCUCCAGGAUCGAGCUCGGAACUUGGAAUCUUUUAAUCCUUCCAACAAAUCGUCUUUGUGGCAAAAAAAUGCCAUGCUCCAUCACAGCGGUAAUGGCACAUUCGGUGUCCAAUCUGAACGCAGUCUGAAUGCUUCUUUGGGCCAGUUGAGAUUGAUAUUACGCGGUGGACCAAUCAUGAAUCGGUUCAAAAACUACACCCACAUUCUUGGUAAACUCAACAUUACCGAGGAAGAUCUGGAUUACAUGAACAACUUCAAUACCGAAACCGCCCUGCCAGUGUGUUACUGCAGUGGGCCCAUUCGCGAACUUGCCCAGUCGUACAAACGGUACCAUGGCUACGUUGCUCUGAUGGUCUGCAUUUUUGGCACAGUUGCUAAUGUCCUCAACGUCGUUGUCCUCACUCGAAAAGACAUGGCGGCUGCUCCCAUCAAUCGAAUACUAACCGGACUCGCUAUCGCGGACAUGCUCGUUAUGGUCGAGUACAUACCCUUCGCUGUUUACGAGUAUUUCGUACUUCCGGAACGUCAAAUGUUCCCCUACGGUUUUGCCGUUUUUGUUCUUUUUCACAUGCACUUCACCCAGCUCCUUCAUACUAUCAGCAUCGCUCUGACUUUGACUCUCGCCGUCUGGAGAUACAUAGCGAUCAGAUUUCCGGAGUACAACCACUCUUGGUGUACAGCAGCACGUUGCAGAUUGGCCCUGUGGAGUAGUUUUUUGGCACCGAUGAUUGCCUGCGCCCCAAGCUAUCUCGUAUUCGGGAUCAAAGAAAAAAAAGUUUACGAGAAUGGUAAAGAGGAGCUGCUCUACCACGUUGACAAUUAUUCACGAAAGAGAAUCCUGUAUCAGCUGAAUUUCUGGGUCCUCGGUGUCGUCGUAAAGUUAAUUCCUUGCGUCAUCCUUACUGUCAUCAGUUGUUGGUUGAUCAAAGCUCUGUACAGGGUGAAGGGCAGAAAGCAAGUUUUGAGGGGUUACAACCCUUGUGUCGCAACAAACAACGGUCCAGUAUCAAGGAGACCCAGUAAAUCGGAGAGAAGAGCUGACAGAACGACGAGGAUGCUUGUCGCUGUGCUUUUAUUAUUUCUCGUUACCGAAAUACCCCAAGGGGUUUUGGGACUUUUGUCAGGUGUACUCGGCGACUGCUUUUUUCGUAAUUGUUAUCACAAUUUCGGUGAAAUAAUGGACAUACUGGCGCUGCUCAACGGAGCGAUUAAUUUUAUACUUUAUUGUUCGAUGUCUCGACAAUUUCGUACGACCUUCGGUCAAUUAUUUAAGCCAAGAAUCAUGAAAAAAUGGCAACCCGCGACACAACAAACUGACGUUCAAAGCACGUACGUAUGAUACAAAAAAAACGUGGUGGAAGAAACUCAAGUUAUUUUUAAUUGAAACCAAAUUUCAUGCCAAACAACGAAAAGCAAUUCCUCUUUUUUGUACAAUAUUCAUCCAGAUUUUUUGUACGAAAAUACUUUCUUCCAAAUUUUUGACAUUUUUUAGCAUUUUCCGAUGCAAGUUCGAUCCAAGUUUUGUGCCAAUUGUGUUUUCAACUGAAAUUCGUCUGAGCAGCAAAAGUUGUCAAAAAAGCCAAAACGGCAGAGUUUACGAAUAGUGUACGCAUCCAUGUUUACGUAGAAAUAUAUAUUUCUCAAUGAAUAUAUUCAACCCCAAUUUUCGCGCGAGCACUUUCCUCUUGAUGUUCCCUGACGCCGCUCCUACACGUUGACACUUCAAUUAAGAGCAAAACCGUUAUAAAACUUUUGAAUAAUCAAUUCUUCUUAUUGGCUUAAGAUUUACUUCGAACCCUCUAGAAUAUGAGAUGAAUGUAGAUUUAUACGUGAGAACAAUUUUUUUUCUCAUUGAAACUUAUUUAAACGCCUCUCCGAGUGCGUUGGUCUGAUCCGCCCACGCUCCAAAACUUUUAACGCGUUUUUCUCGCAACACAAUUUUUCGAAACGACACGCAGCACAACACCAACAAUUUUUAUUUUUUCAUUUGAAUCUCGAAAUGUUAUAGUAUUUCAGAGUAAAUUACGUAUAUAGAAUUUUCGACAAUUUCGUUUAAACAUUUUUUUAUUAACAAAUAAUCACUUCUCUUUGAUGUCUACAAUUAAACCAAGGCACCCAGACGCACUCGGCAAUAAUACAAAAAUGAAUGUUUUCCAAAUCUCCUAAAUUUUUUUUUUUUAAUUCUAGAUCAACAAUUGCACGAGUUGAAUCCUGCGUAGCCCCGGUGUAGCAGCCAUAUUUUAAAAUAUUUUGCAAUCAUAAUUUUUUGUUUUACCGUUAAAUGUACACUCAACGAUUCCUUCCGCGGUAUUAUUAUUCUUUUACGUUUCCUUUGAUCCGAAGAAUGAAUGGUUGGAAAAGGCAUUUUUUAAAAUCUUUCCAGUGGUUUUGCUCUUAAAAAAAUCGAGUGUAAGCCCUGUCGCACUCUUGUAUACUCCAAUAUGACACAUUUUGGACUUAAAAUUAUACGUGAUUUUGCUGCUGCAUCAAGUUUACUCAAAACACUUUGGAAAAUAGACCAGGACAAUACUGUGAGGGAACAUUGUUCAAUGUAGAUAAGAUCAUUCUGUGGAACUAAAAAAUAACAUUGAUCCAUCUGGGGCUGAUCCGAUGUUCAACGGUGCAUAAAAAAUCAAACGAAAGAUUAACCCGAAAGAUUGUACGCUGCCUCGAGCAGCUGAUUGACAUUACAUUUUUUUCACGUUUCCUUCCUCUUGUUUUUCUUUCGUCGAGUCAACAAUUUUCAAUUAAAAACGUAUCAGAUAUUAAAUAGUGAUAGUAAUAAUCCUAAAUGGUACCGGGAAACCGUGAAAUUCAUCGAGAAGCAAUGGAGCGAAAUAAGGGAAGGGAAAAGGGCCUUUGGCAGGAAAAAUGAAAACUUGAGUUUGCGGCAAAUGUUCAAAAGAGGUAAAAAAAUAUUGUGAAUUUGAAAGUGUGAGAGAAAAUAACUUUUGGAGCUGCUAGAUUUGUUUUUCCACCCAUUAGCCAUGUGGCAGACGACGGUAUAGAUAGUCGCGGGCUUUUUCCUGUCACUGUAAAUAUCAUAAAAAUAAAAGCGAGUAGAAAUACGUAACUCAUGAUAAAAUGAGGAAAAUAUGACAUGUUACGAGGUCUUGUAUGUUGGAACAGAAAACAACGAGUUUUGGAACAAACUAAAACGGCAUAAAUAAAGGGGAAGGCGUGGAAGGGAGGAGAGAAAACUAUGUGAAUAAAUUAUCGUUCGUACAACCAUGUGCUGUUCAUAAUUAUUUUUUUAACGCCUGAAAAAAAGGACGAGAAAUUCGGCAGAUUUAUAAUUAACGUUAUGUAUCGACAGGUUAAGUAAAUUAGUUGUAUGAAAUGUUUAUAUUUAUUUCCGAUUGAUCGAAUACGAUUGGAUUAAUUUAAUCUUCCCAGACAAUGAUUUUUCUUGCAAGAGCUCAAAUUUAAAUUCAUGUGAAUCUGCGUAUGUUGCUCCUGCGUAAAGCUCAUGAGCGUAGUUCAAUAAACUCAAUGCGAUAAUACAAAAUUCAUAAUGACUCUAGAAGAGCGCUGUAUGCGGCGAUACUGUUGGGCGUACACGAAGAUCCUGGAAGAAAACUAAUGUCGAACAUUGGUUUAAGCGAAAAAACUAUGAUGCAUUAUGUACUUAAAUGUUCUCGAAUAGAAUAAACGAAAAAAUAAUAAUAAUAAA